UCGAGAUUCUUGGUCCGUGGGGCCCCGCAGCACAGGGCCUAUACCGGCAAUUGGCGAAACGGCUGGUGGAUGGGACCGGGGAUAAGAGAGCUGGCAGCUUCCUCGCCCAACGCUUGAGCAUAGCGAUCCAGCGAGGAAAUGCUGCCAGCAUCCUCGGUACCUUGCCACGGGGGCCCAUUUUAGAUUUAGAUUUUUAGUUUUAUAUAGUAGUUUAGUUAAUUGUAUUACUUAUAUAUUUUUUUAUUAACUUGUCUAUAAAAUUGUAUAUGUUUUUCUUGUAUGGACUGACUUUUAUCUGACAUGGCUAUUUGUACGUUACGUAGAACUAGGCAUACAUUUGACAUGCCCCUCCCCCGCAAAAAUCGGCAAACUGUUUUGUACAGAAAAUUACAGUCAAGGCGUCUCCAGUUUUUAAAUCCUCCAAGAUAAAACUUGAUCCUGUAUCCUAGAAAUUUCAGUGGUUUGACAAGUAUGUAAACGCAUCGUAGAUGACUAGCAACAUUCAUUCAAAUGUCACUGUCAAAAUCCAAUUCCCGGACCGGGAAUUUCACGGUCAAAUUUGCGACAAGUUGCAGUUGCAAUUAGUGGUUUCAUAUAUUUAUAUCACAUUAAUUCAUAAAAUAUUGCUAGAGAAAGGAUAUGUUUCAGCACUCCAAGAUUUUGUCACUAUGGAUGGCUCUGUAGCAUGCCCAGUAUGCAACCGAGAUUUCAAAAAGGACCAAAUAGAAGACCAUGUCAACAAAUGUUUGUUUCUCAACACACAACCUGAGAAAAGUGCCGCAAAAAGAACGGGUUCUUUUUUUAACAGCAUCUCUCCCAAAGAAAAGCGAUUUAAGACAGAGAACAAUAUAAACAACAACGCAACAAAACAUAUGGAGCCUCAGCCUUCAAAUUCUACUCCUAACAGCAAUGGGAAGGAAGAACUUACAGGCAAGAGUGUCCCAUUAGCUGAGCAAAUGAGGCCUCUAAGUUUGGAUGAUAUUGUCGGACAUAAGGAGUCAUUUGGUGCUGGCACUAUGCUGCGAUCAAUGUUAGAACAAAACAAAAUACCUAAUAUGAUUUUAUGGGGACCACCUGGCUGUGGUAAGACAUCAAUGGCUAAUGUUAUUGCCCAAAUCUGCAAAAAGCAGAAGAAUUUGCGCUUUGUGAAGAUGUCUGCUACAAUGUCUGGUAUUAAUGAUGUCAAAGAAGUGGUAAAAGUAGCCAAAAACGAAGCUCAGUUUAAGAGACAAACUGUUCUAUUCAUGGAUGAAAUCCACAGAUUUAACAAACUUCAGCAAGACAGUUUUCUGCCUCAUGUGGAAAAUGGAACUAUAAUGCUCAUUGGUGCAACCACUGAAAACCCUUCGUUCAGUUUGAACAAUGCCCUGCUCAGCCGAUGUAAAGUUGUGGUCAUGGAAAAACUGACUGUUGAUGAUGUGGUGCUGAUAUUAGAGAGAGCUGUGGAGAAAAAUAAAGAUGCAGUUCUAGUGGACACAGAAAGCAAAUUUGAAUGUCCUACAGAUGGUGAUAUACCUAGGUGUCUAGUGGAGCGCGCGUCGCUCCGCUGGCUGGGCGAGGUGAGCGACGGUGACGCGCGCGUGGCGCUGGGCGCGCUGGAGCUGGCCCUGGCGGCGCGCGCCGCGCCCGCCGAGUGCGUGCACCGGGCCGGGCCCGCGCUGCUCACGCUUGACGAUAUUAAGAAUGGGAUCAAGCGUUCGCAUAUGGUGUACGACCACCACGGCGAGGAGCACUACAACACGAUCUCCGCAAUCCACAAGUCCAUCCGCGCGAGCGACGACAACGCGGCACUUUACUGGACGACCCGGGCUCUGCACGGCGGCGAGGACCCGCUCUACAUCGCGAGGAGACUCGUCAGGAUCGCCUGCGAAGAUGUCGGUUUGGCUGAUCAGAAUGCAAUAGUGGAAGCCGUAUCGUGCCUGCAAGGUUGCCAGCACGUGGGCAUGCCGGAGGCCGACGUGCUGCUGGCGCAGUGCGCGGUGCGCCUGGCGCGGGCGCCGAAGAGCAGAGAGGUGUAUGAAGCCAUGAAACGCUGCCAACACUCUCUUAGAGAAGCGAAAGGACCAUUGCCGCCCAUACCUCUACACUUGCGAAAUGCGACUACGAAACUUAUGAGACAAUUAGGAUACGGAAAAGGAUAUAAUUUACUUCACAAAGACGAAUCGUGUCUAACGUAUAUGCCGGAAGGUAUGGAGGAUGUGGACUUCUUUCGUGACGACGAGGGUGGGGGUUAGUUUAUAAAUUGCUACUAAAAUAAAAGUUAAUUAUUCCUAGA
Molecule: messenger RNA, 2275 nt
Organism: Cydia pomonella (codling moth)
Lineage: Eukaryota; Metazoa; Arthropoda; Insecta; Lepidoptera; Tortricidae
Product: ATPase WRNIP1-like
Exons: 8
Coding region: 489-2234 (581 amino acids)
Biological process (GO): regulation of DNA repair; DNA-templated DNA replication
Cellular component (GO): nucleus
Molecular function (GO): DNA binding; enzyme activator activity; ATP hydrolysis activity
Source: RefSeq, a predicted model, not a curated record